CCGCGAUGGGGAAGGACUAUUACCGCAUCCUGGGCCUGGCCCGCGGAUCUACCGAGGACGACAUCAAGAAGGCGUAUCGCAAGCAGGCGCUGCGCUACCAUCCCGACAAGAACAAGGACCCUGGCGCCGAGGAGCGCUUCAAGGAGAUCGCCGAGGCGUACGACGUGCUCAGCGACCCCAAGAAGCGCGAGAUAUUUGACAAGUUCGGCGAAGAGGGACUAAAGGGAGCCGGUCCCAGCUGCAGUGGAGGUGGUCCCAAUGGCACUUCAUUUACCUACACCUUUCAUGGAGACCCUCAUGCCAUGUUUGCCGAGUUCUUUGGUGGGCGCAAUCCUUUUGACACAUUUUUUGUGCAAAGGAAUGGAGAUGAAGACAUGGAUGUUGAUGAUCCUUUUGCAAAUUUUCAAAGCUUUGGAAACGUUGGCUUUACUCGCACUCGUGGAGGCCGUGAAAACACACGCAGAAAACAAGACCCUCCUAUUACUCAUGACUUGAGAGUAUCCUUGGAGGAGAUUUACACUGGGUGUACCAAGAAAAUGAAAAUUUCUCAUAGGCGUCUCAAUUCAGAUGGGAAAACCACACGUACUGAAGAUAAGAUCCUAACCAUUGAAGUGAAGCGUGGAUGGAAAGAAGGAACAAAGAUUACUUUCCCCAAAGAAGGAGACCAAACACCAAACAACAUUCCAGCUGAUAUUGUCUUUGUUUUAAAGGACAAGCCACACAGCAUUUUUAAGAGAGAUGGAUCUGAUAUUGUAUACCCAGCCAAGAUCAGCCUCCGUGAGGCUCUGUGUGGUUGUACCGUGAAUACUCCGACGCUCGAUGGUAGGACCAUACCAAUGGUAUUCAAGGAUAUCAUUAAACCUGGAAUGAAGCGAAGAAUUCCUGGAGAAGGGCUUCCAUUUCCCAAGAACGUAAACCAGCGAGGGGAUCUUAUUAUUGAGUUUGAUGUAAGAUUCCCGGACAGAAUUCCACAGGCUUCAAAAAGUGUCCUAGAACAGAUCUUGCCAAUAUAA
Euleptes europaea (tarantolino) is the source of this 1013-nucleotide messenger RNA. It is a transcript of the gene DNAJB1, whose product is annotated as DnaJ heat shock protein family (Hsp40) member B1. Gene Ontology annotation, molecular function: Hsp70 protein binding; transcription corepressor activity. Gene Ontology annotation, cellular component: cytosol. The transcript is spliced from 3 exons. Bases 6 to 1013 code for a protein of 335 amino acids. NCBI's taxonomy places the organism in Eukaryota, Metazoa, Chordata, Lepidosauria, Squamata, Sphaerodactylidae. The record is from RefSeq and is a predicted model, not a curated record.